AUGGCGUUUCCGCAGUUGGUUCCCCCUCGGACUCUCUGGAUACCUCAAAACGUCGGUUCUACAAACCUAGAUCGUUUUCGAACGACCGUCAAUAAAAAAAGAGCCUUAGAUCUCAGAGAUUACAGAGAUGUACAUUCAUGGUCGACUCAGGCUGACACGGCUUCUGAUUUCUGGGUCGAGCUGUUCGAAUACCAGAACCUGAAGCCAGGAGCUACCCCAAAACAUGCUUUCGAUGGCAGCACCAGCGACAAGAGCCUACCAAUAUUUCCACCACCACAUUUCUUCCCAGGUACCACCUUGAACUUUACGGAGCACAUUUUCCAGAAUAGGAUCCCUGGCAGAACGGCUCUCUACUUCGCUAAGGAGGGUUCUACAGACAUCGAAAGAAUUAGUUGGAAUGAGUUGUACACCCAGGUUCAGACAACUGCAGAAGCAAUGCGAAACAGUGGAGUGUGCAAAGGCGACAGGGUAGCCGCCGUGAUAACAAACUGCCCCGAAGCAAUUGUUGCGUGUCUCGCAACGCUCUCGAUUGGGGCCAUCUUCUCAACCUCGUCACCAGACAUGGGGACUCAGGGUAUCAUGGAUCGUCUGCUUCAGAUUGAGCCACGUCUGGUCUUCUUUGAGAGCUCAGUCUUCUACAAUGGAAAGACCCGCACCUUGAUGACCAAAGUUGGGGAAUGCAUAGCAGCAUUAAGUACAGUAUUAAAUUUUCGGGAAGCUAUACUUAUUGAACGUGAGGAGCAGCAGCGAGCGCAUACACUGCCGUGGACUGUCAGCUGGAUGCACUUCAACCGGCGCGCAAAUGGUGCGGAGCUGGGAUUCGAGCAAGUCCAGUUCCACCAUCCUGGCUUUAUUGUUUAUUCGUCCGGAACGACAGGACCACCAAAGUGCAUCGUGCACAGUGCGGCAGGGUUGCUGAUGAAAGCGAAAGUGGACUACAUGAUGGGUUUGAACGUGUGCCCGGGGGACACAAUCUACCAGUACACUACAACUGGAUGGAUUAUGUGGCCAUUACUCUUGUGCGGCCUGGCUUACGGCGCAAGCAUUGUGCUCUACGACGGGUCUCCCCUCCUCCCGGAUCCUUUGGCAACUCUGCAACUAGUGGAGAAGUUGAAAGUCACCCUGUUCGGAACUUCGGCUAGAUUUUUAACAGAUCUCAUGAUGGCCGGGCUGAAACCACGAGACUCAAUCAAUCUUAACUCGUUAAGAACAGUAUCGUCCACAGGCUCAGUCCUGGGUGCAGAAGUCUGUGAAUGGUUCUACGACCACGGCUUCCCGACCCACGUCCAUCUCGUGUCUGGAAGUGGAGGCACUGACGUAGCAGGAGCCCUUCUCACUGGAGAUCCUACCUCCGCUGUGUACGCGGGAGAGAUCCAGAGACCCGCGCUCGGCAUGGCAAUUGACGUUCUUGAUACUGAUGCCAAAACUCCAAAAACGGUCGCUGCGUCAGGGAUUGCAGGAGAGCUCGUCUGUCGGUUACCGUUUCCAAGUCAGCCUGUGAUGUUCUGGGGUCGAAAUGGCAAUACACGUUACCGGGAAGCAUAUUUCGAACAAUUCGGGAACGGCAUUUGGUACCAAGGAGACUUCGUGUCAAUGUCUCCAAUUACGGGUGGCUUUUUGAUGCUUGGCCGAUCGGACGGGGUGUUAAACCCAUCGGGCGUUCGUUUCGGCUCUUCCGAAAUCUACGGUGCAAUCAUGCACAUUUGCGAGUUUGAGGAAACGAUAUGUGUAGGGCAACGCCGACCCCAAGAUUUAGACGAGACGGUCAUCCUGUUUGUGAAGACCAAAAACAAUGUCCCCUUGACUUCAGAAUUGGUGGCCAGGACGAAAUUGGAGAUCUCGUCUGCGCUGACUCCACGCCACGUUCCAAAGUAUAUUUUCCAGGUGCCGGAGAUUCCGUAUACUGUCAAUGGCAAGAAGAUCGAGUUGGCGGUCAAACAGAUUGUGUCUGGAAGGCAGAUUACGCCGUCGGGUGCAGUCGCCAACCCGGACAGCUUGAAGCUGUAUGAGAAGUUCUUUCACCUGGAAGAGGUUCUUCGGACGAACCUUGGUCAUCCAGAGAAGCCGCGCUUAUAA
This is a messenger RNA of Exophiala aquamarina CBS 119918, 2076 nucleotides long. Its product is annotated as acetoacetate-CoA ligase. Gene Ontology annotation, cellular component: cytosol. Bases 1 to 2076 code for a protein of 691 amino acids. Gene Ontology annotation, biological process: lipid metabolic process. The transcript is spliced from 9 exons. NCBI's taxonomy places the organism in Eukaryota, Fungi, Ascomycota, Eurotiomycetes, Chaetothyriales, Herpotrichiellaceae. Gene Ontology annotation, molecular function: acetoacetate-CoA ligase activity. The record is from RefSeq and is a predicted model, not a curated record.